Molecule: messenger RNA, 3789 nt
Organism: Penicillium brevicompactum
Lineage: Eukaryota; Fungi; Ascomycota; Eurotiomycetes; Eurotiales; Aspergillaceae
Exons: 4
Coding region: 1-3789 (1262 amino acids)
Biological process (GO): protein transport
Source: RefSeq, a predicted model, not a curated record
AUGGUCGUGAAGGAGAAUGGUCAAGUGGCAGACACAUCUAAGCCGAAUGGCACGACGCCUAUCAAAACGGCAAGGAAGCAAGGAUUUGUCCGGUGGACUGCUGGACUCGUCGUGAGACUCUGUAUAUGGUACGCGCUGGUUUCACCGUUCUUCCAAUGCCCCUCCAAUCUUGCAGGUCUUACGCAGGAGUCUCCGCGAGUCUGCAAGCCUUAUCUGAUUGCGCGAUCACACGUCGAGCCAUACAUCACACCUUACUAUGAUGUUUAUGCUGCGCCUUACGUCGAUCAAGCCCGCCCGUACGUGGAGGUCUUCAAUCACCGUGUCUACACUCCAGCAUCAAAAGUUGCUAAAUCGGGAUACGAGAAGUAUGGUGCCCCAGCUUUGGAGCAGGCUCGGGUAUAUGGGGCUCAACAGUGGGAUGUUCAAGUUACACCGCGGCUGCAGACAGCUCAAGACCAAGCGUACCAGCUCUAUCUGACUGAAGUUGACCCAUAUAUUCAACGGGGUGUUGCUGUUGUAUCGCCAUAUUAUCAAAAAGCCAACACUGCUGCACUUACUGUGUACUGGGGCCAUCUGGUGCCUUUCUACACACAGUCCAAGCCUUUCAUCGGAAAGGCUUACUCGACAAGUCAUGGUGUGCUCACAACCCACGUAAUGCCUGGUGCCCAAUAUACCUGGUCAUCCGUGAUCUAUUUCGCCAACAGCUCGCUAUGGCCGCAUGUGACCGGUCUUUACUCGGAACAAGUUGAGCCACAGCUAGUGAAGAUUGGCCAACGCCUGGCGAGUUACAGAGAGGGCAAGCGACUUCGUGCCGUUGUUGAAGAGUCAGACAGCAGCUCCACUGUGCAACCUGCCACUACCUCGGUAAUCAAAUCAGAAGAAACGCAGGCCACAAGCACCGUGACGUCCACAUCUACCACCGAAGCACCUGCCAAACCCACCCUGUCUCCUACCGAGCAAGCACAGCAAGCGCGUGAAAAGAUCGACUCCGACCUUGAGCGGUGGCAGAAGAAGUUCUCUCUCGCCGCUGACAGGGGCGUUGAGGAUCUCGAAGAACGUAUUGUGGAUAUCGUCUCUGCCCUGGUUGCAAGCAGUGCAAACAGCCACGGCAAGAGCCUCGCGACCGCACUACAAUCAGUUUCCUCCGAACAAAUUUCCUCAACCAGGCACCGUAUCAACGAGCUUGCGGAGUCAAUGCCAGAUGAAGAUGCUCCCCUGAUCGAAGAGUCCACAUCCAGUCUGUUUGUCCAAGAGGUCAGGAACUCUGCAAUCUCUGUGAGAGAUCGUGCUCACGCUUUGCGGGAAUGGUCUGCCUCCUUUGAGGACGAGCUUGUUCGCCGUGUCACGGCGGCGGUGGACUCCACCUUGGAUGUUCUCGACAGCAUUCGUGAUUUAGGAUUGCAGGAAAUUGGCAUGCGCUGGGCCUGGAACGACGGCGUCACGUACAAAGACUGGGCCAAGUACCACGCUCUCAAGGCUCAACUUGAAGAAUGGCGCAAUGAUAUUCGUGAAGUCGGAGUUAACCACAGCUCUGUGUCAGAAGCCCGGGCUGUGGCAAAUGAUAUUUUGGACAGUGGUAUGCACGAUGCUGAAGAAGCCGCCAAGGAGCUUGUUCGAUUGAAGAACGUCGGUGUCUGGAAGAUUGCUGCUCGUGAAGUGAGCGACAACUUUGAAACAAGAACUGGCGAACCGCCCAGACCUCAGCCCCAUGUUGAAGAUGAGGAAACUGAAACGGAGACCGAAUCUGAUGUUGAACACCUGGAGACAGUCUCGGAAUCACAAGCAGCGGCCACCUCUGAGGCCUUGGAAUCUUCCGAAGAGACUCCCAGUCCUGGUGCAUCCAGUGGUGCCGAUACCGAUGAGCAUGAUAAUGCCAACGACGAGUCAUCCAUGGCGGAUGACAUCGUUGUGGAAGAAGAGCCCUCUGCGAGACCUGCAUUUGGCGUCGCAGCCGCCGAAUUGAACACUCCUCAAAUACCUAUUCUUGAAGGUGAUGACGAAGAAGAUGCUUUCCAUCAUCUGGCGAGCAAAGCCGGUGAUACUUACGCCGAAGCAAGCAACGCCGUCAGUGAGGCCAUCUAUGGUGCAUCACCAACCCCUGGCGUUGGCGAGCAGGCAGCAUCCUUGGUUGGUGAUCAGUACGCCCAUGCCCUUUCCGCUGCAUCCACCGCUCUCUACGGCACUUCUUUGGGCUCCGGUGAAAAGGUGUCGAGUGCUGCUUAUGAGAAAUACACUGAAGCCGUUGCCGCUGCCUCCUCGGUCAUUUACGGUACCCCAACUCCAGUCGUACAGUCUUUAGCUAGUGAAGCUAGCUCAACAUUCGCCGACUCCACUGCACAAGCUAAAAUCCUCUAUGAUAUUGCCAAAUCUCAAAUCCUUGGUCAAAUGUCACAAUCGAGUGCUCCUGCUCAUGUCCAGCUUUUGGCUUCCAUUGAGUCGGCCUAUUCUGGAUCCCUCCAGUACGCCACUGAGAAGUUGGAAUCGAAUCUCAACGCUGUCCGAGCUACCCCAGCUCCGUCGGCCGCUGCUGCUUUGGCACAGAUAUCUUCUAUCGCCUCCUCUCGACUCAAUCAAGGCCUCAGCCUAGCAUCUGAGCAGCUUGCCCAGGUGCAACAAACGGCAACGGCAACCAGCCCAUCGGGCCUCGAGCCAUUCGUUCUUGAUGCACGGCGCCGUUACUACGAGGCCAUUGGUCUGGCUCAUGACCACUACACUGCCUUUGUCUCAACGGCAUCUGAUGCAGUUUACGGCUCACCAACUCCAACCCCAGCUCCUGGAAGCUUCAAGGGGAUCGUCCAAGAAGCCGGCUCGCAGUAUGAGCACGCUUCCUCGUUGGCUUCGGCCAGCCUUGCCGCGGUCGUUGCAUCAGCCAGCUCAGUCAUCUCCUCUGCGGACGAUGGAAAAGCUCAAAGCAUUAUUGAUGAUGCUUCAUCCAAGUACAAUGCUGCCAUCUCCGCAGCUUCUGCUUCACUCUCCCUGGCCUCCGUGUCAGCGAGCUCUGCUGUAUAUGGCACUUCAACCGGCCCAGUUGAAUCCUUGUCCAGUCAGGCAUCCGAAAACUGGGAAGCUCUUGUUUCCAAAGCCAGUGAACAGAUAUACGGUGCACCCACGCCUUUUGCGCAACAAGUGAUCAACAACGGGGCCGCUCAGUUCGAAGCAGUUCAGGGUAUUGUAUCUGAACUGAUUGCGGGCAAGCAGCCAUCUUUCACAGAAAGUGUACUCAGCAAGCUCUACGCCGCAUACGAAACACCUUACCCAGCUGCUGCGGUGUCCUCCGCCUCUAGCUACAUCAGUGAGGGGUAUGAAGCCGCAUCAUCCGCGGCCGCGGCAGUUGCUUCCGAAAUCCCGAGAGUGGAAGAUGUCAUGCAGCAAGCCAAUGAUCAGCUUCACGCCGCUGUUGAGGCUGCUCAGGUUGGUAUAUACGGAGCUCCCAAGGGCUCUUACGAGCAAGUCACAGACGCCGCGGCUGAGGCUUACUCAACAGCAGCUGCUCAAGUCAGCAGCGCUGUGUAUGGCAAGGAGUCUGGCUACAUUGAUAUUGCCACAGACGCCAUUGAGGAUAUUCAAUCGAAGGCCAGUGCUGCCAUCUACGGCGAGGAGCCAAACGCAGUGGAGAGUGCCACAUCCCGUCUUGCUGGCGCCGUUGAGAGUGCCAAAUCGCAGUUGGCCGAGCUGGCCUCUAGUGCCAGCAGCGUUGCAUCCGUUGCUGUUGAAACAGCCGCGACCCACGUGGACGACGCCACUAGCAGCGCGAAGAGUGCUGCUUCUUCGUACAGAGAUGAGUUAUGA